CGGGAAAAGGGGAAUUCCCGACGCUCAUUAAACCCCUUUUCCCGACGUUUAACGCGGCGUCGGGAAAAACCCCUUUUCCCGACGCUGCUCACGACGCACUGUUCACGGCGUCGGGAAAAACCCCUUUUCCCGAUUUACUUUUUGCCGACGCCUUCAUGUUGCGUCGGGAAAAAAGGUUUUCCCGACGCCGCUCCCGACGCACUGUUCACGGCGUCGGGAAAAACCCCUUUUCCCGAUUUAUUUUUGCCGACGCCUUCAUGGUGCGUCGGGAAAGAUUGUUUUCCCGACGCAUCGCCCGACGCGUUGUUGAGUGCGUCGGGAAAGCCCUUAUUUCCGACGUUCUUUAUGCCGACGUGCUUUUCGGCGUCGGGAAUUCGCCAUUUUCUUGUAGUGAAUAGGAAUAGAAGGAAUGAAUGUUUUUUUUUUAUCUCGUACGUAUUUUUUUUUUAUCUCGCACCUAUCUCGCACGUAUCUCGCACGUUCCAAACUUUCACUAUUUAUUUCAAAAUCAACUUGGUACACCUCCUAAUCCAUUUAGAGCUAUUCUUUGCAUGUUUAGUAACUCUCUUAGGCCCUCAUGUUUUAUCUCGCAUGUAUCUCGCACACAUCUCGCACACAUCUCGCACGUUCCAAACUUUCACUAUUUAUUUCAAAAUCAACUUGGUACACCUCCUAAUCCAUUUAGAGCUAUUCUUUGCAUGUUUAGUAACUCUCUUAGGCCCUCAUGCUUUAUCUCGCACGUAUCUCGCACACAUCUCGCACGUAUCUCGCACGUUCCAAACUUUCACUAUUUAUUUCAAAAUCAACUUGGUACACCUCCUAAUCCAUUUAGAGCUAUCCUUUGCAUGUUUAGUAACUCUCUUAGGCCCUCAUGCUUUAUCUCGCACGUAUCUCGCACGUUCCAAACUUCCAUUAUUUAUUUCAAAAUCAAAUUGGUACGCCUCCUAAUCCAUGUAGAUCUAUUCUUUGCAUGUUUAGUAACUCUCUUAGGCCCGCACACAUCUUGCAGUUAUUUUUUUUAUUUCUUUACAUCUUGCACGCAUCUUGUAGGUUCUUAAGUUCAAAUCAAUUUUUGAAGAUACAAAACUACUUAAGGUAGUUUAAGGAUGGCACAUGUUCGGAUUUUAGUGUGUCACGGUGGUGCAUGAGAUGAGGGACGAAGAGAAUAUGAAGGAGGAGUGUUAAAAGGCAUUGUUGUCCCUAAAGAAAUAACGCACAAAGAUUUACAAUCUGAACUAUAUGACCUUGCAGAAGUUGACCCUACAAAGUUCGACAUAAAGAUAAGAUGUAUAUAUGAGAUCAAAGGGGAAAAGGAAGCUCCUCCAUUUGAGUUAAGCAAUGAACGUGAUUUGAAGUUUUAUAUUCUUAGUGAAAAUCCAUUGGAGGUCCCCCUAUACCUAUCAUUUGAGCCUACAAGCAAUCGAAGCAUGAAAGUGUUAAACAAAUAUUACAAUUCAGUAUCUGGGAGCAACCAAGUUCAAAAUUUAAACCCUCAUCCUCCAAUUGGAAUGGAUACAUUAGAUGAGAAUGAAGUUGAUAUUGGUGAAGUUCAGGUUGGCUUGUGUGAUAACAUGAUAGGGACCCAUUCGGCUAUAUGGGAAUCAUAUGAGUCAUAUCAUUCAAAAGAUGAUAUUUUUACAUGGGAGUCAGUUGAGAUGUACAAUGAAUUGUUUGACAUCCCAGAACAAAGAGAUGCUCCUACAAAAGAUUGCAAAGGAAAAGGUAAAGUUGACUACAGCUCCUCUAGUCGGAAGUUGAAGACAAAAGGAAGUGGCUAGUCGGAAGAAAGCUCUACAAGUGAAGAGUUGGAUGUAGGACAAAUCUUUUUUUGCAAGAGAGAUUUGUCAAUGAGAUUAAGUGUGUUGGCAAUGAAAAAAAAUUUCAGUUUGUAGUAAAAUAGUCUACAAAAGAGGUUCUUUUCGUUAGAUGCAUCGACAACAAGUGUGGUUGGAGAUUGCGAGCGGUUAGACUGAAGGAUUCAAAUAUAUUCAAGAUUAAAAAGUAUGUGAAAGUUCAUUCAUGUUCUCUUGAGUUUUUGAAUCGUGACCAUAGGCAAGCAAAAUCUUGGGUUGUUGGAGAAUUAAUAAAGUCCAAAUUCAAGGGACCCGGUCGCAUAUACAAACCACGUGAUAUCAUAGAAGACAUGAGGCAAGACUAUGGCAUAAAUAUGAGGUAUGAGAAAGCAUGGCGUGCCAGAGAAAAUGCAUAUGAACGAGUGCGAGGGUCUCCUGAAGAGUCAUAUAAUCUUUUGCGUAGAUAUGGUGAAGCACUCAAAUUUACAAAUCCAGGUACAAUAUUUCACAUGGAACUCGAAGAUGAUCGUUUCUUUAAAUAUCUUUUUAUGGCUGUUGGUGCAUGUGUUAGAGGAUUCUUAAAUUGCAUUAGACCGGUCAUAGUCAUGGAUGGAACAUUUCUUAAGAACAAAUAUCGGGGUCAGUUGAUAGUGGCCGUUUGUUUAGAUGGUAACAAUCAGAUCUAUCCUCUAGCCUUUGGAGUAGUUGAUAGAGAAACAGAUGAUUCAAUACAGUGGUUCUUAGAAAAAUUGAAAGGUGCAAUAGGGGAGGUGCCUAAUCUAGGCUUUGUGACAGAUCGGAAAACAUGCUUCGCCAAGGGUAUUUCAUCAAAUUUUCCCUCUGCAUUCCGCGGCCUUUGUGUCCAACAUUUGAGUCAAAAUUUGCAUGAUAAAUAUAAGAAUGACACGGUUGCUACUUUGUUUUAUAAUGCAUCGAGAACAUAUCGUGAAUCAACGUUUGUAGAAGCGUGGAGACAUCUUCUUGCAUUUCCUAAUGGUUCAGGGAAAUAUUUAAAUGAUGUUGGAAUAGCACGGUGGUCUCGUGUUCACUGUCCAGGAAGACGGUAUAACAUGAUGACAACAAAUAUAGCAGAGUCCAUGAAUUCUAUACUGAAAGAACCUAGAGAUUUGCCUAUUGCUUCAUUCCUUGAAAAUGUUCGAGCUUUGCUACAACGUUGGUUUUGGGAGCGUCGAGAAGAAGGCAUUAAAGUGACGUCUACAUUGACCAAAUGGGCAGAGUUAGUUAUUCAAAAGAAACAAGAAGGAGCUUUGACAAUGAAGGUCAACCCAAUUGACUGUUACCAAUUUCAUGUCAAAGAUUUAGAUAAGGAGGAGGUCGUAAACCUUCAGACUAAAGAAUGCACUUGCAAGGAGUUUCAAGCUGAGCAACUACCAUGCUCACAUGCCAUUGCUGCAGCACGUGAUCGUAAUAUAAAUGUUUAUAGUUUAUGUGCUAAUUAUUACACUAAUGAAUGUUUGUUGGCUGCAUAUGCGGAGGCCGUCUACCCAGUUGGGAAUCAGUCAGAUUGGAAGACAAGCGAAGACUACGUACAUAUGAUUGUUUUACCUUCAAAAGUAGUCAAAAGAGUUGGUCGACCGAAGAAAAAGAGGAUUCCAAGUGUUGGUGAAGCUCCGAAAUUGCAUAAGUGUGGUUGGUGUAAACAAAUAGGUCACAACAGAUUAACGUGUACCAAUCCAAUUUCAUAUACCGACAAGUCGAGCAUACAAGAUUAGAAAUUUCUCUACCAAUGUACUAAGUAUUACACUAAUUAAUGAAUGUUUGUUAAUGAUGUGUUUUCUUAAUGAUUUGUCCCAACAUUCUUACUUUCUGUGCUUCCAGAUGGAUGAAGAAGACGAAAAUAACAAUUGACUUAUUCAUUUAAGAACACAAAAACUGGUUUUAGGAUUGUUUAAAAAUAUCUAAAUGAUCGUUUAAAAAUAACUAAACGAUCGGUUAACAACAACCAAAUGAUCGUUUGAAAACAACUAAACGAUAGGUUAAACAAAACUAAACGAUCGAUUAAAAACAAGCAAAACAUCGUGUAAAAACAACCAAACGAUCGUUUGAAAACAACUAAACGAUCAGUUAAACAAAACUAAACGAUCGGUCAAACAAAACUAAACGAUCGUUUAAAACAACCAAUCGAUCGUUUGAAAUUAACUAAACGAUCGAUUAUAAACAACUAAACGAUCGUUUACAAAAACUAAAUGAUCUUUUAAAACAACGAAACACACCCGCGAAUUGUUUACAACCGCGAUUCAACAUUUCAAAAAAAGUACGCGAAUUUACAAUAUUGCCCCUUUGGUAAAAACAACCGAUAUAUACGUUCCGCCUUCUUCGUUCGUUUUUCGUCACUACGCAAUACACAACCACACUGAUCACUCACCUUCGUUUUCUCUCAGUCCAUUGUUCUCUCAGACCAUUUUUGUCUCAGUCCAUAUUUUUCGUCAACGUCAAAAGGUAUUUUCCCGAACUUUUCCUACUAUAACGUUACACUUUUCCUUUCUUUAUAUUUCAAACGUUUCGACUUCUGUUUUCAAAAACUAUCAUUGUGUUCUUAAAUUAUUAUUGUGAAGCGUUUAGGGUUUCGGAUUCGACUUCUGUCUUCAAUAUAGUUCUCCAGAUUGUUAAAUUUAUUACUUUUCGAUUAACUAUCAUUUCAGGAUGGCUGUACCUAGCGACAAGUAUUUUCCUGCCACUGUGUCAUGCCAAGUGCACAAGAUCGGCAAUCUUAUUAAGGAUAAACUGACAAAAGACCAGCUGCAAAUGUUCGAAAAAACAAUUUUUGGUCUAUUGCUGAAUGUGAACAUGGUCUUCAACGGCCAGUUGAUCCAUCAUUUCUUGCUGAGGCAGAUACCUGAAGACGGUAACGCAGAUGGAAUCUGUUUCUCAGUUUUAGGGAAGAUCGUCCGUUUUACCCAAAAGGAAUUCAACAUCAUAACUGGAUUGUGGCCAACAAACAAUCCAUUGGAGAAAGAUUGCGAUAGCAAGCGCCUACAAAGUCUUCUAUUCGGAUCAGAAAAUAAGAAACUAAUAACAUGCUUAGAAAUUGAGGAAAUUUUCAAGAAUUUUGAGUUUACAAAUGAUGACGAUGCUGUGAAGGUCGCCUUGGCCGUCUUUAUAGAAACUGUGAUGGUCGGGAAGGAUAAGAAAACACAGUUUGACAUGGAUAUUUUGGGAAGAGUUGAUGAUGAAGAAGCAUUUAAAAGCUUCGAUUGGUCAACUUUCUUCUACACUCGUCUGCUCAACAGUUUAAAGACAAGUCUCCAAGGAAAAAAAGAAGCAUAUGAGCUGAAGAAGACACGAAGUUCCAAAGCAGUGUCAUACUAUAACAUCAAAGGCUACGUGCUUGCUUUUUAGGUGUGGGCUUAUGAAGUACUAUCAACUGCAAAUGAGCACCUGGCCACAAGAAACAGUAAGGGAUUAAUCCCUAGGAUAUUGAGAUGGAAUUGUACGCAAGCUCCAUCUUACGAAAUGCUGCAGAAGAACAUAUUCGACAACAAAAAUACUGUUGUUCAACCUAAACUGAAGAUGUCAACCCAAGAGAAGGCUUUCAUGAAGAGUCGAAUUCGAGGGGAUGAUAACAUGCAAAUGGAGGACGAUGAAUCCAUUGGAGCAAUGAACAACAAAUCAUUGGAGCAAUCAGACUCAUCUCCACAAAGAGAACAACUGUCACCCCAAAGAGAACAAAGUCAAACAGUGGCUGACGAGUCUGAAAUGCAUCCAAUCACCAAGAAGAAACAUUUCAGAUCAAAGAAGUCCAAUGACAAAGAAGAACAAAGUCAUUCAAAAUCCUACAAGAAACUGAAGUAGGAAAUAAAAGAAGUUCGUAAGGAUUUAUCCACACUGACUUCUAUAGUCUGUAGGAUGGAUGACACAAUCACAAAGCAGUCAUUGGAGUUGUAUGAAAUGAAGCAGAUACUGGAGAGAUUGGUCCAGAAUCAAACUGAAAAUCAAGGGAAUGAUCAUACUGAUCAGAAUGACAAUGAGUAUGUUGUUCAAGAACAACAUACUGAACAACAACCUACUGAACAACAACAUACUGAACAUCAAGAGGAAACCCAAAGAGAACAUCAAGAGGAAUGUGGUAGUGAUAUAAGCAUAGACGGUAGGGAUGCAGACUUGCUAAUGACUAUAAGAGAUAUAUCGGAUAGUCUAAGUCAUCAAAUUCAGAAAGAAACAGACCUGCCACAAAUGAUUACUACCCUUCCAUUUGUGAGCCAACCUCUUGCACUUUGUGAAUUGGCUCCAUUGGAUCAAACUGUACAAAUUGUAAAUGAAGAAUCUCAACUGGAAACAACAAAAAAACAGGUUGAGAUUAAAAAAAAUGAUAAAGCAGUUACUUUGGUUGAAAAAGAACCAGUAACUGUGCCUGAUAAAGAUGAACAAGAAAAACCAAUAAAGAGAAGAAAGCUAUGUAAAAUAGCAAAUAAAGAGGUGCAAGAUGAAGAUGAACAAGGUAAUCCACCCACAACAUCUGCUCAGAUCAUAUCAGAAUCUACAACACCUGUCCCAGAUGUGGAAAUCAGAGAAGUAGAUACAUAUAAUCCGAUGUGGAAAGUGGAUCCAAAAUUAUGGAAGGAAUACUUACAAUGGAAAAGAUCAAGAAAAACAACCCAUGAACAAAGGAAAGUAGUCUCCACAACCAGAAAGAAAGACUUUUUCAGACAGCUUGAAGAAAACACAUGGGUACAUAGAGACACAUUGGAUUUGCUAUUAUCCCACUUGCAGAAUAAAAUGUUGCAUCUCAAGCACCAUUGCAAGCGUUCUUUUAGAAUAUUACAUUCCUCGUUUCUACUUGGAAUCAAUAAACCAGACUGCAUUGUUUGGAACCAUAUUUUCGAUACUCAUCUGGUGACACCAGAUAAUACGAAAGCUGAAUGGACAGACCCAACAACACACCUAACUAUAUGGAUAGAAAAAGAUGUGGAAUACUAUUUCAACACUGCUGUUGGUGAUUACAACCACAUACCAGGGUGGGGAGAUGUCAACUACGUGAUUACCUGCAUCAACAUAAAAGAACACUGGUUGGCUAUUGCAGCUGAUAUGAGAAAAUGCAGGAUCUACGUGUUCGACUCAAUGCCAAAUUAUGUUGAGCAGAAACUUGUUGAUGAAGCUCUUCAAAUGCAUGCACGAUGCAUCCCCUCACUCGCGAUUGCAAUUGGAGUCAACCUCCAUUCAGAUCAUUUCACAUAUGGCCCUUGGCCAAUACGCAGAUCAAAGGCCACAUUACAGAAAGGGCGUUCAUUGGAUUGUGGAAUUUUCUGUGCUAAAUUUGUUGAAUGCCUUGUAACUGCUAGUGACCUUGGUUGUGUAACUGUAUCAAACAUGAAACUGUUUAGACAACAAUAUGUGCUGGAACUUUGGGCCAAUAAAUACUUUUGCUAAAUAAAAAAAUAUAUAUUUC
Messenger RNA from Cucumis melo (muskmelon), 7200 nucleotides. RefSeq lists its product as uncharacterized. The transcript has 8 exons. Lineage: Eukaryota; Viridiplantae; Streptophyta; Magnoliopsida; Cucurbitales; Cucurbitaceae. Gene Ontology annotation, biological process: protein desumoylation. Gene Ontology annotation, cellular component: nucleus. Gene Ontology annotation, molecular function: deSUMOylase activity. The record is from RefSeq and is a predicted model, not a curated record. Bases 5661 to 7181 code for a protein of 506 amino acids.